AUGAGCCGGAACGUAACUGAAGAAAGUGUAGGUUGCACACGUUUUGCAAACGAAAGUUCGGGUUUUGAUGGAAUUAUAAAGCAUAAAUAUUCUGAUUUCCAUGUCCACGAAAUUGAUCCAAAUGGAAAAGUAAUUUAUCUCAAAUCCACAGAACCUCUUCCUAGAGCACAGUAUCCUGCAGGAUUUGAGCGUUGGUUAAAGUCAUCCCAGAAAUCAUUCUCGUUCAAAAUUGAGUCUGAGCAGCAAAUUGCUUUAAUUUUCAUGGAGCAUCCCGAACUUCAUGUAAAAAGGAUUGGCACCCAAGCAACAAUCGAGCAUGCUGAGAAGAGGAGACCUCAAUUCGAGAUCACUCGCUUCACUCUUUUCAAAGAAAACGUGAAUCAACAAGAAGCGAUGGCCAAAAUUUUGGCAAGGCUAAACAUCACACAAAACCAACUUGGAUUUGCCGGAAACAAAGAUAAGAGAGCCGCAACAACACAAUAUGUCACUGUCCGUGAUGUUCCCCUCCAGAAAGUUGUUAAAUCUCUUUCAAAUCUCGAUAAAGUAACAUGUGGCGAAUUUUGCCAUGUCACAAGUCCACUCAAGCUCGGAGAUUUGUCAGGAAACAGAUUCACAAUUGCCAUCAGAGGUCUGAAGAUCGGACAAAAAGAAUUGGAUGAAAAAAUCAAAUCAAUCCAGAAAAGUGGUUUUAUUAAUUAUUAUGGCAUGCAAAGAUUCGGCACAGGAGAAACAGCGACACAUAAGAUUGGUAUACUUAUUAUACAAGGAAAGUAUGAUGCAGCUGUUGAUGCAAUCAUGAACCCUGUUGAAGGUGAAGAACAGAGAAUUCAUGAAGCGAAAAUUGCUUUCCAAAGAAGUGAUUUGGAUAAAGCAAUGGAAUUAUUGCCACAUUCUGCAGUUGCUGAAAGGAAAAUUGUUGAAGCAGCACAUGAUACUAAUAAGAAGUAUGAGAUGUUCAAGGCUGUUGAUAGAAGACAAAGAAUGAUGUAUGUUCACGCUUAUCAAUCUUAUAUCUGGAACAAAUGUGCUUCAAAAAGAGCUGAAAAAGGUUUCAAAGUUCUUGAAACAGAUACUGUUGAAUAUAAAGGUAAGAUUAAAGAGCCAACAAAGAAAAGUGUCCUCCAAGAUGUCGUAAUUCCUUUGUGCGAAGGUGAUACAAAGGAUAAGAUGAUCUUGGAUAUGAUGAAAGAAGAUGGUGUUACAACAGAAAUGUUCAGGAAAAUCGCAAAAGAAUACGGAAUUAACACCGAAUACAGGAAAUUCAUGGCUUUUGCAAAGGAUAUCGAAUAUUCUAUUGUCAAACAUGAUAAUCCUGAUGUUCAGUUAAUUAAUAAUGAUGUUGAACUCCUUAAUAAUCCAAAAUUAUCAAGAGUUGCAAAGAACACUGGAAAUAAGAACUCAUCUGCUGUUAUUUCCUUCUCGCUUGGGUCAGGAGAAUAUGCAACAAUGUUCCUAAGAGAAUUAAUGAAAAGAUCUACUGAAGUUUUCACGGAUCAGCAAAAAUCACUCGAAGCUGAUUUCGAUGAAGAUAUAGAAUAA
Trichomonas vaginalis G3 is the source of this 1539-nucleotide messenger RNA. Its product is annotated as pseudouridine synthase protein. Gene Ontology annotation, biological process: pseudouridine synthesis. The record is from RefSeq and is a predicted model, not a curated record. Gene Ontology annotation, molecular function: pseudouridine synthase activity; RNA binding. Bases 1 to 1539 code for a protein of 512 amino acids. Lineage: Eukaryota; Parabasalia; Trichomonadida; Trichomonadidae. The transcript has a single exon. Gene Ontology annotation, cellular component: nucleus.